AUGAAGAAAGCCACGAUAAAUACAAAUUCUAUGCAUAACGCAAAUCCUGUUACACUCAGGUCACCUUCUGCAUCUAUCAGUACGAUAUCAAAGACAAAAGCCGUAAAAUCUGAUAAAGAUGUUGAUGCAAUAUUUAGAAGAACGGAAGUAGUAGGUAGAGGAAAAUUUGGUAUUGUUUAUAAAGGUUAUAAUAUUAAAACCAAACAGAUAUAUGCUAUCAAAGUAUUGAAUUUAGAUUCUGAUUCCGAUGAGGUUGAAGAUGUCCAAAGAGAGAUUCAAUUCCUUGCAUCAUUAAAACAAAUGCCAAACAUUACACGAUAUUAUGGAUCUUAUUUACAAAAUACAAGCUUAUGGAUCAUUAUGGAAUACUGUGCCGGUGGAUCACUUCGUUCUCUUUUGAGACCAGGAAAGAUAGAGGAAAAAUAUUUAGGAGUAAUAAUGAGAGAAUUAUUGAUUGCAUUAAGUUUUAUUCAUAAAGAUAAUAUUAUUCAUAGAGACAUAAAAGCCGCCAAUGUCUUAAUAUCAAAUGAUGGUUCCGUGAAACUAUGUGAUUUUGGUGUGGCCGCACAAUUAAAUCAAGUUAGUAAUAGAAGACAAACGAUGGCAGGUACACCGUAUUGGAUGGCGCCCGAAGUUAUAAUGGAAGGUGUUUAUUAUGACACUAAAGCUGAUAUAUGGUCCUUAGGGAUUACUGCAUAUGAAGUUGCAACAGGUAACCCACCUUAUUGUGAGGUGGAAGCGUUGAGAGUAAUGCAAUUAAUUACCAAAUCGAAACCACCAAGAUUAGAAGGUAAGAGUUAUAGUGCUUCCUUAAAAGAAUUCAUAGCUUUAUGUCUGGAUGAAGAUGCAAAUGAACGUCCUACUGCAGAUGAUCUACUUAAGAGUAAAUUUAUACGAACUCAUAAGACAUCUCCUACUUCUGUACUGAAGGAACUUAUAACAAGAUAUCUACUGUUUAGGGAUAAGACUAAGCGGGAUAGUUUGAACCCAAAUGUGGAUGGUAAUGAUAACAAAAUUGAUAAUCGCAUAGAGGGUGAUCGUAAAUCGAUAACGAAUGGAAUCAACGAUGACAACUCUGAAGAAGAUAUAGAUGUUAAAUGGGAUUUCGAUUCUUUAAGUUCAGCUGACUACAUUGUGGAAAAUAACAUCAAUAUAGAUAAUAUAACGAAUGAUACCAACUACUGGAUGAAUGAACAACACGAUAACUUAAACUACGCUUACCCUGACGAGGACCAGUAUAUGUAUUACCAAACCAAUAAUAAUGCUAACAAAACUUUUUAUCAUGGCACAACUAUAGGGAAAGCUGCUUUGAGUACUGUGUAUUACAAUUCUACAUUAAGUGCGAUGCCUUCACAUCAGAAUGGUACCGCCAAUAUAAACAGCACAGCAUUUCAUGGGACCGGUUCGCAUAUAAACAGUAAUAAUACAGGAACAGGCACUCAUUCGAACAUGAAUGUUGACUCAAACGCUCCGAAACAAUUAUUGGAACUAUUUGAAGAAAAUGAUACUAUCAACGAGGCUGAUGAAGAUGUUGGGAACGAUCUGGGACGUAUACCACAAAAUAUGUCGACCACACAUAUGGGAUCUCUUCUUGAACAAUCGAUGACACCUACUGCAGAUAAUAAUAUCCGUCCUGUAAAUGUCCUGAAUAAUGGAUCAUUUUUCAGUCAAAGUACUACAUCUUUACCAGUUUUACAAACGAAAUUUAACAGUAUGUCUAAGGGCCCUACAAGUGCAAUAACAUCAAUACCGACCUCCAUUGAGAUUGAAAUUCCAGAAGAAUUACCUACAAGUACUAGUCAACCAACAAGUGCAUUUGUUGAUGCUUCGUCAUUACACACAAAACCUAGAUCGUCAACAUUAUCUACAUCACCAAUGCCAUAUAAGCAACCACCGGGUCUAUCCAGACGAUUAACUGUAAGUGGUAAUAACAACCCAAGCCGUGGUGAAGAAGCGAAUGGAAUCACCUCACCAUCUUACCCUAAUUUAGCACCACCUCCUUCGACUACCAUUGAGGAUGAAAUAAAGAAGUCUAGUCAUUCUAGUACUUUUUCAAAGACAACAACAAAUAAUAAUAGCAAUAAUGUUAACAACGGAAACAUAAGUGAAUCAAGGGAGCACACAAUGACUAAUGCACCAAGUUCUACAAUAUUUAAAAAUGUUCAUAAUACCCCAUCACCCUCGAAAUUAUUGCAUUCGGGAUCAAUAUCUCCUAAUCGUAAACCUACUGUAUCACCAUCUACAAGUUCACAAGGUAUCAUCAGUCAUGGUAGUAGUAAUUUAGGUAAUCCACCUACAAUGAAACCACUCAGUACGAAGAUCGAUUCAAAAAAUGCUAAAUUACAUCCAUUAGAUACCAAUAUGUCAAAUACUAGUAGUACACUCAACAGUACUUCUACUAUGGGAAGUAGUACCACAGGUACUACUAUUAACGCCAAUGUAAGUUCUGUUAGUACAGCUGCAGUGACUUUACAUGAUACUACAGAUGAAAAUGAAAUUCAACCAGUAAGUAAUGAAACUACAGUUAAUACAAGAAAUGGUACCAAUUCGAAGAGAAACAAUUUUAAUUUAAAAUUACAGAUGCCUUUACCUACCACGAUGACUCGUAAUAAAUUAUUAGACAACCAUUCAACGAAUAAUGGUUCAAGCACUUCCAAACUAACUUCUAAUAAUAUUUCAAAUGGUCCAAUCUCUGCACCAAGUGAAAAUAUCAAUCAAUUUGGGUUCAACACCAAGACUACAGCUAAUAUUCCUGUCUCCAUGACUCCUAUCAGCGAGAAACAUAUAGAUUUUGGGAGUAAGAUAAAGAGAAGUUUAAGUAUAUCUAAUCGUAAGAAUUCUUUAUCAUCUGGUGAAUCAAAUGUAAAUAAUAGUGGUAAUACAAGCCAACAUACAUCUGAGAAUAAUAUUCAAGAAAUACAUUUAACAAAUACUGAAAAUAGCGUAGAAGGUUCUAAUUCAAAGAUAGAUCACACUUCCUUGAACAAUUAUAUCGAUAUUGAUAUACAUGAUCAAAAUAAAAAUAGUAAGAUCGAACUUUUGGGAUCAAAUGCUGAUAUGCAUAAUGAUGAUAAUAUAUUAACUGAUUCAGUAACAAGUUCAAUGGUUACAUCAACUAAUAACGAUAAUUCUAAUUUAAUGAAAGAACCUCCUGCUAUGUUAGAUAUGAGUAUGUUUCAUGAUACUUCAUUUACACUAAAUAAUGGUGAACGAAUUGGCGAUCAUGAAAGAAGACGUAUCGAUAGAAGACCACAAGUAUUACAAGAAUUAGAAAAUUUACUUGGAAUGUUUGAAAAUAGUCUUCCUGUACUUGAAAAUACUUUGAAGAAGAUGUUACAAAAUCCUAAUGAUUUUCCAUCUAUACAACCUACCACUUUAAAUAGAAACGGAAACAACAACAACAACAAUACAGAUAGUAAUGAUGUUAGUCUAAAUCCAGGGGUGAAUGCAAGUCCCUCAAGAAACAGAGCAUCAAGUACAACUGGCGGGUCGAUAAUUGCCUCCACAGCGGCUACAACUACAUCAGCAAUAGCUGGUACACCUUCUCCUUUAGUACUAGAUGAAAAUAGUAUCGUUACAUAA
This is a messenger RNA of Maudiozyma saulgeensis, 3582 nucleotides long. Lineage: Eukaryota; Fungi; Ascomycota; Saccharomycetes; Saccharomycetales; Saccharomycetaceae. The record is from the annotation of a GenBank genome assembly.